AUGUCGGCUCAGUCAUAGGAGAGCGGAUAAUCGGCAUUCCGCGGAGGGGACAUGUACAUUGAUCAUCAGGGCACUGAUGAUCAGUGUGGCCCCAGAAGUGCCACCUGUCAGUGUCCAUCCAUGCCACAUAUCAGUGCCUACCAGUGCACAUCAGUACCACAUAUUAGUGCCCAUCUGAGCUGCCUUUCAGUGUCACCCAUCAGUGCCAGUCAGUGCUACCUAUCAAUGCCAAUCAGUGCUGCCACUCAGUGCCAUCUAUCAGUGCCGCCUAUCAGUGCUUCCUGUCAAUGCCCAUCAGUGCCACCUACCAGUGCCUCCUCAUCAGUG
This is a messenger RNA of Staurois parvus, 327 nucleotides long. NCBI's taxonomy places the organism in Eukaryota, Metazoa, Chordata, Amphibia, Anura, Ranidae. The record is from the annotation of a GenBank genome assembly.